Molecule: messenger RNA, 688 nt
Organism: Centruroides sculpturatus (bark scorpion)
Lineage: Eukaryota; Metazoa; Arthropoda; Arachnida; Scorpiones; Buthidae
Product: vinculin-like
Exons: 4
Biological process (GO): cell adhesion
Molecular function (GO): actin filament binding
Source: RefSeq, a predicted model, not a curated record
UAAUUUGCAUUUUUUUUAGGUGGAAAAGGUGCAGAUGAAGCAGCAGAAAAUAGAAAUUAUCUGUCUCAAAGAAUGACAGACGAAAUAAAUGAAAUUAUUAGAGUCCUUCAAUUAACAACUUAUGAUGAGGAUGAAUGGGAAGCUGAUAAUUUAACAGCAAUGAAAAGAGCUCAGAAUGCCAUUACUGGAAAACUUCAAACAGCUCAUGAAUGGCUAGCAGAUCCUGUUGCUCUCACUGGUGGCAUUGGAGAAAAAUCAGUCCGACAAAUUUUAAAUUAUGCACAAAAAGUAGCAGAGAGAGCUCUUCCUCUAGAUAGGGAUACAUUAAAAAAAUUAUCUGAUGAUGUUAUUACUAUGACUAAUACUCUGUGUGAUUUAAGACAACAAGGAAAGGGAUCUUCCCCUCAAGCUCGAUCUCUUUCGCAAGCUGUCAGCCAGAAAUUAAAUGAUCUAAAUAAUGCUAUCAGUCAAGCCAUACUUAAUAUGGAUCGAAGUGGCAUUCAACAGCCAGCACAUACUAUGAUUGGAAGAGUUGAACAAGCUCAGCGUUGGCUGAAUACACCUGGUUAUGAUGAUAAAGGACUUGGUCUUCAAGCAAUAAAAUUAAUUGUAGAAGAAGGAAAACGAGUUGCUGAAAGUUGCAAUCCCCAUGAAAGAGCUGAAAUUUAUCAUCUCUGUAAUGAUGUGG